Messenger RNA from Echinococcus granulosus, 459 nucleotides. RefSeq lists its product as hypothetical. The transcript has a single exon. The record is from RefSeq and is a predicted model, not a curated record. Lineage: Eukaryota; Metazoa; Platyhelminthes; Cestoda; Cyclophyllidea; Taeniidae. The coding region runs from base 1 to 459 and encodes 152 amino acids.
AUGGCACUGUGCAGCGCCAAACGUCGUCACCUGGAGAAGGAUUGUUACAUCAGGCAAAUGUGGAGGGUGGAAAUGCAGCAGUGUCUCUCUCCCCUCUCACCACAUCCCAUAUCACACCCACAUAAAGUGCAAAUCGUCCCACAGGCAAGUUUUGCGGUGUCAGGUACGGACUGUUGUGUUGGUGUGUGGUGUCUCCUCAUGUUGCUAAGAGUCGGACUUCCCUCCCACCAGAUCACCAGUGCUGCCUACCAAACACUUCCAACGAUGAAGCCUUUCUUGCACACCUUGAGUUGCACAGCAUUGAGUCGAGUGGAUGGAUCGCAGCCGCAGUUGUUUACCAGUCAGUGCCAGCGAGUGCACAAUUCACAGCCAUCAGUUACAUCUGCAGUCGACCACGCACACAGCCACACACAGUUGCAGUCUCCCGGAGGUGGAGUGGCGGCUGCCUUGGAGGUGUGA